Molecule: messenger RNA, 1201 nt
Organism: Corythoichthys intestinalis (scribbled pipefish)
Lineage: Eukaryota; Metazoa; Chordata; Actinopteri; Syngnathiformes; Syngnathidae
Gene: tomm22
Product: translocase of outer mitochondrial membrane 22 homolog (yeast)
Exons: 4
Coding region: 210-614 (134 amino acids)
Biological process (GO): intracellular protein transport
Cellular component (GO): mitochondrial outer membrane
Source: RefSeq, a predicted model, not a curated record
ACUUUUCUACGCAUGCGCACUGGUGCAACCGGUGACCUCAGGUUGUCGCAUGGAUACACGCUUGCUAGCAUUAGCGGGGUGUUUUACAAGGAGCUUGGUAGUUGUUUGAAAAAAUAUACUCUAUUUUUCAUUGUCGACAUUAUAGCGUCUAAGGUUUUGUUUCGUCUGUUAACGCCGUGUCCCACUCGCAACGGGACCCGAGGGAAGUCAUGGCAGGAAUCGAGGAGCUUUCACCAGCUGCGGGCCCGGUGGCAACCCGGCCCCCUGAGGAUGAAAUUGACGACGACGAAGACGAUGAUGACCUCGAUGAGACUCUGGUGGAGCGGUUGUGGGGCCUGACAGAGAUGUUUCCCGACACAGUUCGCACGGCCGCCGAGUUCUCCGCACAGUGUUCGGUCUCGCUGGCUAAAAAGUUUUACAGUUUUUCUCGCUCGGCCCUCUGGGUGGGAACGACCUCCUUCAUGAUCCUGGUGUUGCCUGUUGUGUUUGAGACGGAGCGGCUACAGCUGGAGCAGCAGCAGUUACAGCAGCAGCGACAGAUCCUGUUGGGGCCGAACACUGGAAUGUCUGGUGGGGUGCCGGGCAUGAUGCCGUCAGCCCCCGGAAAGAUGUGAGCGACAUACGUGGCCGGCUCCAAGCUUGAGAUCUGCUGCUGCUUAUUAUGCCGGGCCGGUGGCCAGAAAUGGAAACGGAGAGACCGUGGGGAAAUGCAAAGAACUGCUGUAACUACAAACGAAAACCGGCCUAAACUCCACAUCGGUCACGCUACUUUUAGGUCACUCCAUCACUCUUGGCUCGUCAAAUCCAAUGCUAAGAAGAUGUGUCUUGACGUGUUUGUCUCACUGUCUCUCCUUAUUCCAACAUCACACGGAGACUGAUUUUCAGGAGCACGGCUUCCACUUUUUUCCCCUCCUUAAUAAAUAUAUGUAAAGAUAAGUAUAUCAUUCUGACUAAAUUGUUGUAAAGGAAACCGAGAAAAAGGGGCGAUAGAAUGGAAAAUAGAGCAACAGGAUACAGACUGUGAGUCCUUUUUUUUUUUUUUUAAUUCUGAAAUGAGAUUCUCCGAACCAUUCCUUCGCUCGUCAGUGUAGGACGUGUUUUAAUCUCAGACACUGCUCUGAGUCAUGUGAUAAGUGACAUUACGUUCAACAUUUGUUUAUAGGAAAUAAACAUGUCUCUGAAGCUUCCUUGAGCUGAUUGA